Molecule: messenger RNA, 6939 nt
Organism: Rhinocladiella mackenziei CBS 650.93
Lineage: Eukaryota; Fungi; Ascomycota; Eurotiomycetes; Chaetothyriales; Herpotrichiellaceae
Exons: 1
Coding region: 1-6939 (2312 amino acids)
Biological process (GO): mRNA processing; mRNA export from nucleus
Cellular component (GO): THO complex part of transcription export complex
Molecular function (GO): mRNA binding
Source: RefSeq, a predicted model, not a curated record
AUGCCACCUCCAGGCGGAGGUAAGAGGAAGCGAGGGGAUCGGACAUACUCCGACGAUCAGCAAUAUUCCCGUGCCUCGCCGCAUCGACCCGGAAAUCUGAGCCUCGCCCAACAAGGCCAGUUUCCAUCACCAGGCAAUGACCGUGAUUACCCCCAGCUACGCGGUAGAGGUGGAAGACGGUCCAGCAGAGGAGGCCGAGGUGGUAACAUCGUGUCCAGCCCUGUCAGCAGUCCUGGCGAGACCGGUCCUUCAUCUGUGAAGACACCUGCCAAUCUUGAGCAGAGCAAUACGAACGAGAUCAUGGCAGCAAAUCAGACACCAGCGUCCUCGACUCCCAUCUUCACGAAUCCUCCUCCGGAUCUGCAGCCAUACAACUACACGUACAUUACCAGCGAGGCCUGUGACUCAUGGCAGACUGGAGCGAUGGAAGAGGUCUUACGCCAAAGUCAAGAUGGAGAGAACGAGGAGGACGGAAGUAGAUUAACAACAAUAAUGCAGGAGCUGGUACAAUCUGUCAUAUUUGGGAGGCUUAGUCCGUCUGAUGCCGCAGAACUGGUCAAGCAAAUCCUCGAACGCGAGGUUUCCGACGGUCAACCUCACUCAACGCCCACACCUACAGUCUCGCAGGCUGCCCUCCUAGACUCCAUAUCGAUCACCUUUGAGAGCAAUCCCGCUAUUCCCGUCGACCGCCUCUCUGCGUUUAUCUUCGCAACAGGUAUAUCUCACGAACUUCUGCGCCUUGAACUUGAUGCACCUUUGCUCGAAAAGCUAGAUUUGAUCCGAAACACAUUCAAUCGUAUGGGCAUCAGGAAACAGACAAAUUUGUUGUAUCGACAAGCCAAUUUCAAUUUGAUGCGAGAAGAAUCCGAAGGCUUUGCAAAGUUGAUAACCGAAUUAUUCACGACUAGCGGUAACGAACUUCCAACCGGAGAAGUGAUCGAAGACACGGUCGAGAAGGUCAAGGCUAUGAUUGGCGCCUUUGAUCUGGACGUCGGCCGAAGUCUAGAUGUUGUUCUCGAUGUUUUUGGUGCCGUCCUUGUGAAGCAAUGUCGAUUCUUCGUCAAAUUUCUCCGUGCCAGUCCCUGGUGGCCACGAGCGUCAGGCCUGGCAAGAAAGAACUCCGCCCUGACCGGGCUGCCGUUAUGGGCUCUCCCAAAUUCUCCCGAUUGGCAAAGUACGGAGGAGCAGAAACUGUUCGUCGCAACGGAGACCAAGAUCCGGGACGAAGCAUUUUGGCCUCAAGCUCGGGAACAGGGUCUGCAAGCCUUCUACUAUCUUGGACGAUCGCAGAUCUCUCCAGAGCAGAUUGAUCGAGUGUCUUCCUCCGGAGACGAAAUGCUCGUACAGUGGGUGCGAGAGACGGGGACUUUACCUCCUCCAGGAAAUCGUGACGCGGCACAGCUAUUGGGCUUCAAACUACGAUUCUAUUCCUCAUCCCCGGCACGAGACGAGACAGACGUAUUGCCAGACAACCUCAUUUACCUUUCUGCGCUACUGAUCAAGAUCGGCUUCAUCUCCUUGAAGGAUCUCUAUCCGCAUAUCUGGAGGACGGACGAGGCGAUGGAGGAAUUGAAGCACCAAAAGAUAAAGGAGAAGGCAGAGAGAGAUCGAGCUGGCCGGCCUGGUGCAGGAGCAAAGAAUGCUCUCUUAAUGGCUGGAGCACUGGCUGACGAUACAUUACCGAUUCCGCCUCGUUUGAAAGAGUCGACGACUCGUGCCAGUACUCCUUCCAAAGAACCAGAAGCUGAGAAGCCUCCAGCGAAGGACUCGACUGAACCAUCCGACCAGAAAGUCCUCUUGUUGAAAAGCCUCCUGUCAAUCGGCGCACUCCCGGAAGCACUCUUCAUCCUGGGCCGAUUCCCUUGGCUGGUAGACCUAUUUCCCGAUCUUCCGGAAUAUCUUCACCGGAUCCUUCAUCAUUGUCUGAGCAAGGUAUACGGCGAGGUGCAGCCGCUACAGGACCGUCCAAGCCUUCGCGACCAGAAGCCGAGUUAUGAAACCGAUAUUCCUGGUCUUCAAAAAGGGCAGGUCAAAGUAGUUGACUCCCCGGAAAGAAGAGUCCUUCGAUGGCCGAUGCUUGAUAAGAAUGAUAGUUCUGACGGCACAGACUAUCGGUUUUAUUGGGACGAUUGGAGCGACAAUAUUCCCGUCUGUCAGACCGUGGAAGAUGUAUUCACAUUGUGUGAAACUCUUCUGCCUCUGGUCGGGGUGAAAAUUGGCCAAGACCCUGCUCUACUUCUCAAAUUUGCACGAAUUGGGAAGCACAGCUUGCAAGGCGACAGGAGUGAGCCCAAUCGAUCACGCUGGUUACAGCUGAGCAGACGGAUUCUGCUCCCAUCGUUAAGCUUGACAAAGUCCAAUGCUGGCGUGGUCAAUGAGGUAUUCGAACUGAUCAGCACGUUCCCCGUCAGCGUUCGAUAUUUGAUGUAUUUGGAAUGGUCAUCAGGAAGAACAUCUCGUAACCCAGACAUCAAAACAGCAUUUGACCAAGCAAGAGCCGAGACAAAAGACAUCCUGAAACGCAUUUCCAAUACCAAUGUGCGACCAAUGGCUCGAGCACUGGCGAAAAUUGCCUUUGCCAAUCCUCAUAUUGUCAUCACGACGGCGCUUACCCAGAUCGAGGUGUACGACAGCAUUGCAGAAGUUUUCGUCGAGGGCGCACGCUAUUUCACGGAUCUGGGUUAUGACAUUCUUACCUGGGCGAUUGUUAGCUCGAUGGCAAAAGCUGGAAGAAGUCGGACUCAAGAAGGCGGUAUCUUCACAAGCCGGUGGCUUUCCGCCCUGGCUCAAUUUGCCGGGAAGAUCUACAAGCGAUAUGGCAUGAUGAGGCCUGGCCCAAUCUUGCAAUAUGUCGUGGAGCAACUUGAGCAUGGAAACACGACAGAUCUCAAAAUGCUGGAGCAAAUUGUGGUUUCAAUGGGAGGAAUUGCGACAGACACGAGUUAUAAUGACGCCCAACUCCAAGCUAUGGGAGGCGGACCAUUAUUGCAAUCUCAAACUAUUCUCCAACUCCUCGAUCGGCGGCAUGAUUCGAAGAAGACAUCGGAAAGAUUGAUGAAGUCACUACAAGAUACCGGCUUGGCCGCCAAAUUUUUGAUCGCGAUGGCUCAACAGAGACAAGCAUGUGUGUUUGAAGGGGGCGACGUGCCUCUGAAAGCUAUUGGCAACACCUAUGACGAGGUUCAUCGCGUCAUGGUCCAAUACCUUGACCUUCUACGAACCAAUCUCUCCCCCGAAGAUUUUCGAGCAACUAUUCCCGACGUGGUCAGCCUUCUCGUCGACUAUGAAAUUCGCCCCGAAAUCGCGUUCUGGAUCAGCCGACCUCUUAUUUCCAAACAAAUGCUUGAGUAUGACAAGGAACAUGCUAAAGACCAGCGUGGAGAUGACAAUGGCGAGAACAAAGACAUUAACGGUGAUGUGGAAAUGUCUGAUCAGCUCAACGGUGGCUCAGAAGAGGACGGUGAGGCCGUCGAAACCGAGAACGUCGCGAACGAUUCACCAGCUGAAAGCGAAUCGAUGGGCCCAAGUUUUGAUCUGGAGUCAAGCAGCAAGACCCCUGGCCUGCCUGAAAAUCCAUCUGAUGAUUGUUGGCAUCCUGUGAUGAAAGAAGUGAUGAAUGCGAUUCAACCAUUCUUGCCCAAAGAAGUGGUUGAAACCAUCGGCACCGGCUUCUAUGCGACGUUCUGGCAAUUAUCAUUAUACGACAUCACCAUCCCGGGCAAAUCAUAUGAAGAUGAAUUGUCCCGGCAGCACAAGAAGAUUGCCUCCAUCACGGCGGAUCGCACCGAUGUCAGCGUAUCUGGAACUAAAAAGAAGGAACUGGCCAAGAAAGAGAUUACGGAGCUCGUCGACAAAUUGCUCGCAGAAAAUAAACAACAUCUGAAAGCAUUUGCCGAGAGCAAGGCUCGACUUCAACGCGAAAAGGAUCAAUGGUUUCUCGGAAAGGCUAGAAUGGACAAACAACUCAACACCGCGCUGAUGGAACACUGCUUCCUGCCACGGGUCCUGUCCUCACCGUUGGAUGCCUACUUCUGCUUCAAGUUUGUCAAGUUCCUGCAUGGGGCUGGCACACCAAAUUUCAGAACACUCGGAUUUUACGACUUGCUUUUCAGGCCAUCCCGACUUGUUUCACUAGUUUUCAUGUGCACAUCUAAAGAAGCCGACAAUUUCGGCCGGUUUCUCAAUGAGGUCUUGAAGGAUCUCAGUCGCUGGCACAGCUCAAGGGCGACUUAUGAACGGGAGGCGUGGGGCAGCAAGAAAAGUCUCCCCGGUUUUGCGAUGAAGGUCGAAGGCGGGAAAGUUGUUUCUUUACUGGAUUUCGAGAGCUUCCGAAGGGUCCUCUUCAAGUGGCAUGGUCACUUAUACACCGCCCUCCAGAAAUGUCUUACCUCUCCAGAGUACAUGCACGUCCGAAAUGCGAUUUCCGUUCUACGCUCCAUCUCGACCGUCUACCCCACAGUCAAUUACCACGGAACAGGGCUCCAAAAAGCUGUCGACAAGCUACGCGAAUCCGACAAAGAAGACCUCAAGGUUUCUUCUCAGGCCUUACUUGGUGCCUUGCACCGGAGAGAGAAGAUAUGGAUGGUACCACAAGCCUUUAGGCAAGGACACGACAAGAACGGGGAGCCUGAGCAAAACGCAUCUCAACCCCAGGUUGAUGCCUCAAAGACCAAGGAGGAUUCUGACGCUGCAUUGGGUCUCAAGAACGACGAGGAUGGCGAAGUGAAGGAUGCUGUCAUGACGGAUGCACCGUCAAAACCAGAAGCCAAGCCGAACACCGAAAAGGAGAGGGAGGAUCCAAGCAAAGUUGUGAAGCCUCAACUAGCAUCCGAACCUCCUAGACCAGCGUCUAGAACCAUGUCAAGGCCAGUGACUUCUAAUGGCGCUUCGACACCCUCCCGACACGCCACAGAGACUCCUGCAUCCACGAAACGAGAUGCCCGACCUCUUCGACCAGAGCCUGUCAAGCCACAGAACCUUCCCAGACGGAUUUCCCCCCCUCCGUCACGCCCACUACCACCAAGUCUUCCCAGUCGCCCAGAAGCGCCCGAUGGUCGCAACGGACAUAGGGAUAGUCUACGUCUCUCAACACGACCACCGGUCGACACCUCAAGACCGGGACCUGACAGCCGAUCAAGCCAUGCUCGUGAUAUACGAUCGGGUUAUCGUGGGCCAGAGCCUUCUUUUGAUGACUAUGAUCGACAUUCUCGGCGAUAUGACCGACCCGAAGUUCCACCUCAUGGUAGUCGAGAGGAGCGAGGAUACGGUCGCGAAUCGCAUGACAGACCUGCUCUCUAUGAUCGACCACGGCAGCAAGAUAGAGAACGAGUCCCCAUUCGCCCACCUCAUCCGGCGGAAAGGGAGCGAGAUGGUCGCGAACCACCUCCGAGGACGCGUCCUCCGCCGUCUGCAGAUCCAGCACCAACAGAAGCUCAGCCUUCUCCUCAGAAGGAUAUCCCAUCUCAGCCGCCCACUCCGGCAGUCAACCCAGCACGUGCUGCUCUGAUAGAAAACAGUGGAGAACAACGACCAAGUCCAUCAGGAAGGAGUCAAGGGCAAGAAAAACUCACUCGGUCCUCUCGUCCUCCGUCUCCAAGUCGAGAAGACGACAGGAGGCCGUAUCCACGCCGCGACGCCGACGAUCGAGGCCACCUGGGUCCUCGGUCAGAAGCGCCCUCAUCACGACAAGCCCCUUACAUGUCUUCCACGAUGGAGUCUUCUUUGGGACCUCAAGGUCCUCGCUCUAGUGGUCCCGGAAGCUUCAAGAGAGAAUCCAGACACGGGCCACCAAUUGACAUGCAACAUGGUCGCCUUGAGCAGGAAGGCUCGCAGCGGCCAUCGACCUCACAAAAUUCUGAUCGCGCUCAAGACUCGGAUACUCUCUCGGCACCUCGGAACAGACCCUCGUCAGGAGGUGGACCAAAGAUGAGGGCACCUCUGCUCAAUACACAGGUCUCUUCAACGUCCUACGCUGAACGACCAACGCCAACCGGACCUUCAAGACGUCACGGACGAACCAAUUCGUAUAAUGAAGCAUCAUCUGCACCCAGCAGUACUCCUGCAGAUUCCACUGGUAUUCAUCCAUCUCGCCUUAACCAAAUCGAUCCUGCAGGAACUGAUUCAUCCCGAUCAAAUCCGCCCUCACAACCUCCGCAGCAGAGUCAUCCUCCAGCGGGACCGAGAGGCAAUGCACCUCCCGGUGCUCCGUCUGGACCUUCGCCUACCACUAGAGGUCCUCCUUCUGGCCCGCAUGCGGGGGAUAUGGGGGCGCGUGGCGGACGGAACAAUCGCCAUCCACUCACCGCGGUCAACAAUACGCUAGCUCAAGCGGGCACUUCAAUCCGAGGACGAGGAGGUAUGAGGCAAAAUAGUGGAACCUUUGGCUCGCACAUGGCGCCACCUCCACCUCCACCUCCUUCGGGGGGUCCUCCGUCAAGCCACGGUCCGAUUUCCAAUGGCUACCCACCGACGCAUGAUCUUUUUGCGUCUUCGAAUCCAAACGAGGUCCCUGUGGCGACGAGACCACCUUCAUCACGGCACGAUAAUGGUAGGGAUCGAAGAAAUGAACUCAGUGAAGACCGUGGACCUGAGAGGAGAUCAUCUCGCCAUUCUAGUCGCCAUGACGAUAUCAGAGGGGAUAGAGAUCAACGAAGCGAACGAGACAAUCGGGAUGUGAAAGAUGACAGACACGGAGCCGGAGAUCUUUCAAAACGAGACGAGAGAUCAAGCCGAUGGGAGAAUCACCCGCAUGAAGGGGAAGAGAGGAGAGGAGGAUAUUCAAGGACUGGUCCUUCGGGGGAAGAUCAACAGUCAUCGAGAAAACAUGGCAGAGGAGAUGAGGGUACGCCGUACGGAGGACCGGGACCUGGAAGUGGUAGCGGCGCGAGAGGAGGUUCACGGGCUGCCAGUGAAAGCAAACGAAUCAGACGUGGGCCAUGA